AAGUAAAGGUGGGCGGUGUUGACAGCGUCCAGAAGGGCGCCGCGGUGUCAGCGGAGGCGGCCUGAGCUCCCUCUGAGAGUUUGUCGGGGAGGGUCUGUUCUGGUGUCAGGAUGAUUCCCACGGAGGAGGCGUCUGCCCGGAGGAGGGAAAUAGAAGAGAAACUCAAGCAGGAAGAAGAAACACUUUCUUUCAUUAGGGAGAGUCUGGAAAAAAGUGACCAGCUUACAAAAAACAUGGUUUCCAUUCUCUCAUCCUUUGAAAGUCGCCUAAUGAAGCUGGAGAAUUCAAUAAUCCCUGUACAUAAGCAAACUGUAAAUCUUCAGCGCCUACAAGAGAAUGUUGAAAAGACACUGUUCUGUUUGGAUCAUGUUAUAAGCUAUUACCAUGUAGCAAAAGACACAGAGAAGAUAAUAAGAGAAGGUCCUACAGGGAGACUGGAAGAAUAUUUGGGCUGCAUGGCUAAAAUCCAGAAGGCUGUGGAAUAUUUCCAAGAUAAUAAUCCUGACAGCCCAGAACUGAAUAGGGUGAAAUCAUUGUUUGAGAAGGGAAAGGAGUCAUUGGAAUCUGAAUUUCGUAGCCUUAUGACUCGACACUCCAAACCAGUUCCACCCAUCCUCAUCCUGGAUCUCAUUACAUUGGAUGAUGAAAUGGAAACCCAAGAAGAUGUGACCUUAGAACACCUUCCUGAAAGUGUCCUACAAGACAUUGUCCGUAUUGCUGGCUGGCUGGUGGAAUAUGGGAGGAACCAAGAUUUCAUGAAUGUUUACUACCAGAUCCGUUCCAGCCAACUGGACCGUGCUAUCAAAGGUCUGAAGGAACAUUUUCGAAAAAAUAGCUCUUCUUCGGGGGUUCCAUAUUCCCCUGCUAUUCAGAACAAAAGGAAAGACACACCAACCAAAAAACCUAUCAAAAGACCAGUCCUCAUCCCAGGCACGAUCCGUAAGGCUCAGAACCUUCUGAAACAGUAUUCUCAACAGUGUCUAGAUGGGAAAAAGGGGGCCUCUAACCUCAUUCCUACGGAAGGUCAUGAGCAUGAUUUACGAGUUAAACAUCUUCGAGAUACCCUGGCAGACAAGCAUGGGCCAGCUGCUGGAAGAGAUGACAUGCUGGACAUGGAGAUCGAUGCAUACAUCCAUUGUGUCAGUGCCUUCAUCAAACUGGCCCAAAGUGAAUACCAGCUUCUGACAGAAAUCAUCCCAGAACAUCACCAGAAGAAGACAUUUGACUCACUUAUCCAGGAAUCUUUAGAUAAUCUGAUGAUAGAGGGGGACAAUAUUGUCUCUGCUGCCCGGAAGGCCAUCAUACGUCAUGAUUAUUCAGCUGUGCUGACAAUCUUCCCCAUCCUGAGGCAUUUAAAGCAGACAAAGCCAGAAUUUGAUCAAGUUUUGCAGGGCACUGCAGCUGGCACUAAGAAUAAGCUUCCAAGUCUUAUAACUUCAAUGGAGACAACAGGAGCCAAGGCUCUGGAAGAUUUUGCAGACAACAUCAAGAAUAAUCCUGACAAGGAAUACAAUAUGCCAAAAGAUGGAACAGUUCAUGAGCUCACCAGCAACGCCAUGCUCUUUCUGCAGCAGUUGCUGGAUCUUCAGGAAACAGCUGGUGCAAUGUUGCCAUCCCAAGUUCUUGGGGACACAUACAAUAUUCCUUUAGAUCCUAGAGAGACCAGCUCUUCAGCCAGUAGCUACAGUUCUGAAUUCAGUAGAAGGCUGCUCAGCACCUACAUCUGCAAAGUUCUUGGCAACUUACAACUAAACCUUCUCAGUAAAUCCAAGGUUUAUGAGGACCCAGCUUUAAGUGCCAUCUUCCUGCAUAACAACUACAAUUACAUUCUCAAGUCCCUUGAAAAGUCUGAACUAAUCCAGUUGGUGGCUGUGACGCAGAAAAAACCAGAAAGAACUUACAGAGAACACAUUGAGCAGCAGAUCCUGACGUACCAGCGCAGUUGGUUAAAAGUUACAGAUUACAUCUCAGAUAAAAACCUGCCUGUCUUUCAACCUGGAGUCAAGCUCAAAGACAAGGAAAGGCAGAUGAUCAAGGAGCGCUUUAAGGGUUUUAAUGAUGGUCUGGAGGAGCUGUGCAAAAUCCAGAAGGCUUGGGCUAUCCCUGACACAGAGCAGAGGGACAAAAUCCGACAGGCCCAGAAAACCAUUGUGCAAGAGACCUACGCUGCCUUCCUCAACAGGUAUGGCAACGUACCCUUUACCAAGAAUCCUGAGAAAUACAUUAAGUACAGAGUGGAGCAGGUGGGUGAGAUGAUUGAGAAGCUGUUCGACACAUCAGCAUGACCUUCCCACUCUGAUGCCUUCCUAGUCCUCUUUCCCAGCCCACUUUGGAGGCCGUGGGCUGUGCUUGUAUUUAUCAGCUUUAUAAACUCCUAAGAACAUGA
This is a messenger RNA of Pogona vitticeps (central bearded dragon), 2386 nucleotides long. RefSeq names its product exocyst complex component 7 (gene EXOC7). The record is from RefSeq and is a predicted model, not a curated record. Gene Ontology annotation, cellular component: exocyst. Gene Ontology annotation, molecular function: phosphatidylinositol-4,5-bisphosphate binding. NCBI's taxonomy places the organism in Eukaryota, Metazoa, Chordata, Lepidosauria, Squamata, Agamidae. Gene Ontology annotation, biological process: exocytosis.